AUGGAAAACGAAAAAGCCUUUGAAAAAGUUAAGAAAAUUCUAAAGGAUGGUUGUGGUUGUGCUCUUGGUGCAAAAGGCAGUCCAUGUUCUGGACAGUUUACGGAAACUGUCGUACUUUUCAACCUUAAUAAUUGUUUGGAACUGUCAAAUGACGAACUUGAUUUGGUGGUCCUCGCAAGCAUUCAGGCUUUCACUCACCGUGAGUCCACUGGUAUCAAAAGAAGCAGGAGUCCUCGAUGCACCUUUUAUUUUCAGCCUCUACCAAUCUGCAAGGAGAUGUUUCUUCACUUAUAUGGACUGAGUGAUUCACGAUUUCGACGGCUGAAGGAACACUAUCAGACUUACGGUAUUUGUCCCAGAAUUCACGGUAACACUAAACGAUUACCCGAAAACACACUAUCUCAGGCUACGGUAGAAGGAGUCCGCACAUUCCUGACCAACUACGUCGAGGAAAACGCGAUCUCCCUCCCAGGAAGAAUACCUGGCUUCAAAAGUGAUGACAUCAAAGUCCUGUCAUCAUCCGAAUCAAAGAUCGGCGUUUGGCGAGUCUAUGAAGCAGCGUGCGUCGCUUCGGAUGUACGAGCAGUAAGCUACAGGAAAUUCUUGCAGCUGUGGGACCAGUUUCAUCCUAACGUGGUCAUUUCAAAACCAGCAACCUAUCUCUGUUUUACCUGUCAGCAAAAUACAAACAAACUUCAAAGAGCUGCAAACCUCUCCGACAGAGAAAAGUCAGAAUGCGUAAAAGCCCAUCAGGAUCAUCUAAACUGUGCCCAGUCUGAAAGACAAUACUAUAGGAACUCAUGUAUCAACUCCGAGAAUGCUCUUGGACCGAUUGACACCGAAACAGUACUUGACCGUGAAAGCCGCGAAGCCUGCUCUUUAAACGUCACGGUGCACUAUUCCUUUGAUUACGCCCAGCAGGUCCACAUCCCCAGCAAUCCCAUGCAACCUGGGCCAAUCUACUUCAAGACUCCUCGGAAGUGUGGGAUAUUUGGAGUUAUGUGCGAGGGGCUACCAAGACAAGUCAAUUUCCUCAUAGAUGAGGCCACUUCUGCUGGGAAAGGGGCAAACGCAACAAUCAGUUACGUCCACUAUUAUUUUGAGCACCAUGGAUUAGGAGAGACAGACGCACAACUUAACGCUGAUAACUGCUCGGGUCAAAAUAAAAACAAUUACUUUUUAUGGUACUUCGCGUGGAGAACUUUAAUGAAACUGCAUCAUUCGAUCACAUACUCUUUCCUUAUUGCCGGACACACCAAGUUUGCUCCAGACCGUUCUUUCGGAUUGAUCAAGAAAGCCUUUAAAGUCACGUACGUUUCGUCGCUCUACGAAUUUGCGCGACUCGUAGAGACCUCCAGCACUAGCGGACUAAACAAAGCACAACUUGUUGGCACGCACGACGGACGAGUAAUUGUUCCUGUGUACGACUGGAGUUCGUUUCUCGGGCAGUACUUCAAAAAGUUGCCGAACAUUAAAAAGUUUCAUCAUUUUCGGUUUUCAAACGAAAACCCUGGCAAGGUCUUCUACAAAGAAUUUGUUUCUAGUCCAGAACAGUCGUUUAUGUUGUUGAAGAAUAAUGCUAUUCUUCCGCCACCUUCUAUCCUUCCUGACAUAGUCAAUCCAGAUGGACUUACCGAGGAACGCAGGAACUAUCUUUUCCGCGAAAUCAGACAGUUUUGUAAACCCGGAACGGAAGAUAUCGUAGCUCCGGCUCCAUGA
Messenger RNA from Porites lobata, 1719 nucleotides. The record is from the annotation of a GenBank genome assembly. NCBI's taxonomy places the organism in Eukaryota, Metazoa, Cnidaria, Anthozoa, Scleractinia, Poritidae.